UGGACCCAGCAGGAGGCCUGUGGCGCCUGGGGCCACAGACCACAGGGGACAAGGGCCAAACGCGGCCUCGGCCAUGGCUCGGGGCCAUUGAUCCAGCUCUGGCCUGCCGGUGGGGGCGGGGAGACCUUGGCCUGGACAAGCAGAGGCUCCUGUGGCCUGUGAGCAGGCCGGGCACCCACCUGCCACACCCGAAGGAUGCCUGCGUCCGAGGCCCCCCAGGCGGCCGGCGGGCAGGGUGAUGGAGGUGAUGGCGAGGAGGCGGAGCCAGAGCCGGAGGGGAUGUUCAGGACCCCUGCGGAGGCCAAGAGAAAAGCCCGGGACCACCUCCGCUUGGCGCCCCUGUGGCUCACCCUGGUGGCGCUGGCCGCAGCCGGAGUGAUGCUCUGGUACUUCCUAGGGUACAGGGCGGAGGUGACCAUCAGCCAGGUGUACGUGGGUAGCCUGCGGGUGCUCAACCGCCACUUCUCCCAGGACCUCGCCCGCAGGGAGUCCAGCGCCUUCCGCAGCGAAACCGCCAAAGCCCAGAACAUGCUCAAGGCGCUCAUCACCAGCACGCGGCUAGGCGCCUACUACAACUCCAGCUCUGUCUACUCCUUUGGGGAGGGACCCCUCACCUGCUUCUUCUGGUUCAUUCUGCAAAUCCCGGAGCGCCGCCGGCCCACGCUGAGCCCCGAGGUGGUGCGGGCACUGCUGGUGGAGGAGCUGCUGUCGGCGGCCAAUGACUCGGCGCCCCCUCCCUACAGGGCGGAGUACGAGGUGGACCCCGAGGGGCUGGUGAUCCUGGAGGCCAGUGUGAAAGACGUAGUAGCGCUGAAUUCCACGCUGGGCUGUUACCGCUACAGCUACGUGGGCCGGGGCCAGGCUCUCCGGCUGAAGGGGCCCGACCAGCUGGCCUCUGGCUGCCUGUGGCACCUGCAGGGCCCCGAGGAUCUCAUGCUGAAACUUCGGCUCGAGUGGACGCGGGCCGACUGCCGAGACCGGCUGGCCAUGUACGACGCGCCCGGGCCCCUGGAGAGGAGGCUCAUCACCUCGGUCUACGGCUGCAGCCGCCAGGAGCCCGUGGUGGAGGUGCUGGCCUCGGGCGCCGUCAUGAGCGUGGUCUGGAAGAAGGGGCUGCACAGCUACUACGACCCCUUCGUGCUCUCCGUGCAGCCCGUGGCCUUCCAGGACUGCCAGUUCAACCUGACGCUCGAGGGCCGGCUGGACCUGCAGGGCGUCCUGAGCACCCCGUACUUCCCCAGCUACUACUCCCCCAGCACCCACUGCUCCUGGCACUUCACGGUGCCCUCUCUGGACUAUGGCUUGGCCCUCUGGUUCGACGCCUACGCCCUGCGGAGGAAGAAAUACGACCUGCCAUGCAGCCAGGGCCAGUGGACGAUCCAGAACAGGAGGCUGUGUGGCCUGCGCACCCUGCAGCCCUACGCCGAGAGGAUCCCCGUGGUGGCCUCGGCCGGUGUCACCAUCAACUUCACCUCCCAGAUCUCCCUCACGGGGCCCGGCGUGCAGGUGCACUACAGCUUGUACAACCAGUCGGACCCCUGCCCGGGAGAGUUCCUCUGCUCUGUGAAUGGGCUCUGUGUCCCCGCCUGUGACGGCAUCAAGGACUGUCCCAAUGGCCUGGACGAGAGGAACUGCGUUUGCCGAGCCACGUUCCAGUGUCGGGAGGACAGCACGUGCAUCUCCCUGUCCCGGGUGUGUGACCGGCAGCCCGACUGUCUCAACAGCAGCGACGAAGAGGGGUGCCAGGAAGGGGUGCCCUGUGGGACGUUCACCUUCCAGUGUGAGGACCGCAGCUGCGUGAAGAGGCCCAACCCGCAGUGUGACGGGCGGCCGGACUGCAGGGACGGCUCGGACGAGCGGCACUGCGACUGUGGCCUCCAGGGCCCCUCGAGCCGCAUCGUGGGUGGAGCCGUGUCCUCCGAGGGGGAGUGGCCGUGGCAGGCCAGCCUCCAGGUUCGGGGGCGCCACAUCUGCGGGGGCGCCCUCAUCGCCGACCGCUGGGUGAUCACCGCGGCCCACUGCUUCCAGGAGGAGAGCAUGGCCUCGCCCGCUCUGUGGACCGUGUUCCUGGGCAAGGUGUGGCAGAACUCGCGCUGGCCAGGCGAGGUCUCCUUCAAGGUGAGCCGUCUGCUGCUGCACCCGUACCACGAGGAGGACAGCCACGACUACGACGUGGCCCUGCUGCAGCUCGACCACCCGGUGGUGCGCUCGGCCGCCGUGCACCCUGUCUGCCUGCCCGCGCGCUCCCAUGUCUUCCAGCCGGGCCUGCACUGCUGGAUCACGGGCUGGGGCGCCCUGCGCGAGGGCGGCCCCACCAGCAAUGCCCUGCAGAAGGUGGACGUGCAGCUGGUCGCGCAGGACCUGUGCAGCGAGGCCUAUCGCUACCAGGUGACCCCGCGCAUGCUGUGUGCCGGCUACCCCAAGGGCAAGAAGGACGCCUGCCAGGGGGACUCCGGGGGCCCGCUGGUGUGCAAGGAGCCCAGUGGCCGCUGGUUCCUGGCGGGACUUGUCAGCUGGGGCCUGGGCUGCGGCCGGCCCAAUUAUUUCGGCGUCUACACUCGCAUCACAGGUGUGAUCGGCUGGAUCCAGCAGGUGCUGACCUGAGGUGCUGCCCCCUGCAGAUCUGGGGCCAAUCUCCAGGACUCGGAGAGCCCAGGGCACCACCCUGCAGGGGAACAAGUGGCCCUUGGAGGCAGGAGGUGGCACCCCGCCCUCCACCCUGCUGCAGGAGGGCCAUUGGCUGGUGGUCAAGACAUCCCCCGAGGCGGGGCGGGGGGCUCACAUUCAGUCCCUCUGCUUCCCUGCGCGUGCCCCCUGGGGGAGGAGUGCUGUAGCCAGCAGGGGAGUCUAAGGCCUCCCCUCCGGGGCAGCAUGGGUUCCCCGAGAAGACCCCCCCCGCCCGAGGAGCCCCCAGUCGCACCGGAGGACUGGGAGGGUCUAGUAAGGCCACCUUCAGCCCUGGGGACCGCCGAGCGGCCCCGCUGCCUCUGUAAGCCAAAGGGUGGGAAGCCCGCCCAUGCCUGCGGCCUCGGGGCCUCCUGCCGCCCCCUGGCGGCCGGCCCAGCUGCUGUGGAAUAAAGGCUCUGACCCACA
Molecule: messenger RNA, 3093 nt
Organism: Lepus europaeus (European hare)
Lineage: Eukaryota; Metazoa; Chordata; Mammalia; Lagomorpha; Leporidae
Gene: TMPRSS6
Product: transmembrane serine protease 6
Exons: 18
Coding region: 196-2604 (802 amino acids)
Biological process (GO): proteolysis
Molecular function (GO): protein binding; serine-type endopeptidase activity
Source: RefSeq, a predicted model, not a curated record